Molecule: messenger RNA, 2844 nt
Organism: Aspergillus costaricaensis CBS 115574
Lineage: Eukaryota; Fungi; Ascomycota; Eurotiomycetes; Eurotiales; Aspergillaceae
Exons: 3
Coding region: 1-2844 (947 amino acids)
Source: RefSeq, a predicted model, not a curated record
AUGCCAAUCAAGCUUCCUAAGGGCUUCGCCCGUCGAAAAUCGUCUAGCAAUGCUCUAGAGGAAGUGCAAAAUCCUCCCCAGUCGUCAUUUCGAGUCUUUGAACGACCAUCCGGCGACAAAAAGUCCUUGAGUGAUGGUAAUUUAGUGGCAAAGCGCUUAAGCGAAGGUCAACCUUUGGAUUCCCCCACGGAGGAUGACAAUAACAUCUUUGCUUUGCAUAAUUCCCAGCCAACAAGACAUCAUGGUGGUGGAAGUACAUUCGAAGGUACAUCAUCUGCGCGACCUCGCACAUCUGCACGCCGUUCAACAGACGGGCCACAGCCCGAAUCGCAGUCGCCACACACUCGAAACCUCUACGAUAUACCAAUUCCUCCCCUAUCAGGUGCGAUUCGCGCAGCUGGUCGCACAUUCUCAUUCGGCGGGAGAUUCUCCAAGACAUCUGCGCCGGUACCUCCGCCUCAGCCAUCUACACCGGGCCCUUCUAGAAGCAGGGGAAUGACAACAAGCACGUCAAGCACUGCAACACCACCAAAGCUUCCCGAUACAGAACUUCGAAUUGGAAAAAUUGACGACGACUUCCAAAAUAUGUUUGGUGAUAUUGGAAAGCGUUAUUAUGGGUCGAAGGACUCUUCUCUUGAUCAACCAGACUCACCCGGACCUUCCAGUCGACCAGAUGCCUUGCCUCGAAAGGAUGAGAGGAUCUCACGUCCUGCUCCAAUUGAUACUGACCGUUCAAGGGAGGUUGAGCCAUCACCAUAUUCUUGGGAUAGCCGACAUUCGGAGGAGGGCCUGCUAACCACCCUUGAUUCACCCAACGAACAAUCGACAACACAAUCAUAUCAACGCAAUUUCGAUCCAGUCUCCGUUGGAGACCGGCGCAAAUCUAUGCCUCUGUCCGGUACUAUGCCUUUGGCUACUACCUCCCAUCGUUCUUUGGCAAAGCCUCGAACGACGGCGGACGCGGGUUUGAGGAGAAGCGGGGUUUACUCUAACAGGCGGGACUCUGUACCUGUUGAAGACGAGGACGCGAAAUUAAUCAUGGAAUCUCUCUACUCUAAAAGGAGCUCGCAAAUACCAUUCAUGGCUGAUCACGCGGCUUCGGAUGCGGAUAAUGAUGGGCCGUUAUUCGACCAGCCUGGGGCAAAAUCUUCUCGUCCUGAUCGCCGGGAAUCCAUUCAGAAGGACUCAUUGAGCUCCCCCGUGCUGUCAGAUCACCUGGAUCCGUCAAUUGCAGCCCAUGCCCGUUUGGCUGCACAAUACGAGAAAGCACAGCCAGUGUCGGUCUCUUCAACGAAUAAAGUCAUGACCCCAUCUCAGUUCGAACAUUAUCGUCAGCAGCAAGAGCUCAGACGGUCGAACAGCGACGCCUCGAAGAGUGAGAAUUCUGCAGAGAGCGAUUACGAUGACGAUGAUGAGGUGGAGAAAGACCGUGAGGCCGAGAGACAGCGGCGCAAGCAAGAAGCCCAUCUUUCAGUGUAUCGCCAGCAAAUGAUGAAGGUGACCGGUCAGGAAUCUCCUACACCAGCUAUGAGAACCGAAAUGGACCAGGCUAGUAAGAGUGCGCCGAAUCUAUUGCAACCUGGAAUUACCUCGGGGAGCGGGAAAAGCAGUGAUGGUGAUGAUGACGAAGAGAUUCCUUUGGGCAUUCUGGCAGCUCAUGGAUUCCCCAACAGGAAUCGCCCCCCAAGCCGUCUGGCACCAUCUAGCUCCAUUCCUAACCUUCGGGCGUCUUUCCAGCAACCGUACUUGCCUUCCCCGUCCCCUGCUUCCGUCGCAGAACGGGAUCCAAACAAUCGCGGGAGCUUGCCUGUUUUCGCGCGAAACUUGCCGCGAGACCCUUACUUUGGAGCCAGUUUGGUGAAUCAAUCUAACAGAGAGUCUCUGGCCUUUGGAGGAGGAGCAUCGGUCCAUGGUGGACCUUCGCCAGCGCUACCCCCUGGAGGCUUAGUAGGUGUCAUUGCCACGGAGGAGCGAGCAAGGGCAAUGCGGCGAGGUAGCCCUAAUACCCAAGCCAUGUACGACUAUCAAGGAGGAAUGCCUGUGCCACCUGUUCAACCUGGUGGCAUCCCGAGGCCUUACACGAUGAUGAGUCUAAGCUCGCCGAAUACCGGUGGCGGUCAGCCGGCGAUUUCUGCGACUGAACAGGCGCAGAUAGAAUUGUCUCAGCAGAUGACGCAAAUGGUGCAAAUGCAAAUGCAAUGGAUGCAGCAGAUGAUUCACAUGCAAGGCGGACAGAGCACCCAAUUAAUGCCACCUGGCGGGCCUCCACCCACGCUAGGUGCCAACCUGAAUGCGCGCCCAUCUUCAAUGCCCUCAGCUGGCAAUAUGAAUAACGCCCAUGCUGGGUACUCGGGCGAUCAGCGGACGCUAAGCAUGCUUGAUCCGAAUGUUUCCUCCCGUCUCAAUAGUGCAGCUAUGCCACAUGUAUCUGGGGGCCUCCGGCCAAGCACGCCGGCUGGGCAAGGGUAUGCGCCGUCUAUUGCACCAUCGGAACGCAGUAAUGUUGGUCUGGCGCCUCGUUACAGACCCGUCUCAACAUUGCAACCCGAGUUAGGAAAUAUCGGCUCUUCUUCCAUACCAAAGUCCUGGAAUGAUGAAAACCGGAAGUCCUCGCUUUCAGCCGCAGUUCCGGCGCCACAGGCGUCUCAUAUGAGCCACCGUCCCAUGCCAAGUGAUAGCAAACCGAUAAGGGCUAGCAAGCCGAGUACUGGUGCGGAGCAGGAUGACGAGGACGAUGAUGAAGGCUGGGCCGAAAUGAUGAAGAAACGAGAAAAUAAACGCAACAACUGGAAGAUGAAGAAAGAAACGUCGAGCUUUGGAGAUCUGUUGAAUGCUGUGCAUUAG